This is a messenger RNA of Cyprinus carpio (common carp), 1137 nucleotides long. Its product is annotated as transcription cofactor vestigial-like protein 2. Lineage: Eukaryota; Metazoa; Chordata; Actinopteri; Cypriniformes; Cyprinidae. Gene Ontology annotation, cellular component: nucleus. Gene Ontology annotation, biological process: regulation of transcription by RNA polymerase II. The record is from RefSeq and is a predicted model, not a curated record.
UGCGUAAAGACAGAGUACAGAACAUAAAAGCUGCUCAGUGAGCUUCAGCCGGUCUCGACGCGGAGCUUCAUUUUCUGUCUGUGCACGCUGAGCCAGCGCUAUAUUUCAAAUGAAUCGUCCUCUCAUUCCGCUAUUAAGUUUCUAUACGUGAUAUAACAGUCUUCGCCAUGAGCUGCUUGGAUGUCAUGUAUCAAGUUUAUGGUCCACCUCAGCCUUAUUUUACCGCAGCAUACACACCAUAUCACCAUCAGAAACUGGCAUUUUAUUCGAAAAUGCAAGAAUCCCCAGAAACAGUGAGCGGAAGCAGCUCUUCUUUUUCUAAUAUCUCCGGGCCACCUAUAAAAGAGGAGGAUUGCGCCCGGGAGAAAGAUCACCCGCCGGAGGCUGAGUACAUCAGCUCCAGAUGUGUGCUAUUCACGUAUUUCCAAGGGGACAUCAGUUCGGUAGUGGAUGAACAUUUUAGUCGGGCUUUGAGUCAGUCCAGUAGUUACGCACCUGGAUCCACCAACAGCAAAACCGCAAGAGGUACAUCGUCCUGGAGAGACGGAUCAUUCCCUAUGAGCCAGAGAAGCUUCCCUCCCUCUUUCUGGAACAGUGCAUAUCAGCCGUCGGUCACAGCAUCUCUCAGCAGCACCCUGGGUUCCUCCCACGAUCUUCCCUUCCCAGCAGACCCGUACUCCACCGCAUCUCUACACAGCCACCUUCACCCAGCCACCCCCCAGAGCUGGCACCCCUCUCACCACCAUCACCCUUACUCACUCAGUGGAGCCAUCGGCACCCAGGGGUCCGCUUACCCCCGGCCCUCCAUGCACGACAUGUACGGAACGCACUUUGACCCCCGUUACAGCUCUCUGCUCGUGCCCUCGGUGCGGCCGCAUAGACUUCCUCCAGCCACUGUUCCCGCACCUGGAGCCUCGCCAUGCGAGAUCAGCAAGAGUGAGCCAGGCAGCUCGGCGUGGACCGGAGCUUUCACAGCGGCGAGCUCUGAUAUGAGUCUGAACAUGGAUCCAGCUCGGCGCUACACCCUCUGCAGCGGGACCAUCCUAAGCUGAACCCUUCGGAUGAAUGCAAAACUCUAUCUCUCGCUCUCAAUAGAGAAAAGACUGUAAAGAGGAGCAAGCAUGCUGCUCUCACCCC